AUGAGUUACACGUAUGGAAUGCUUCCUCAGGGUCACAUCAGACUCCUUGUUCUACAGCCUGGAAACACAUCCGAUGCCCUCUCCUGCUCGUUCUAUUCAACUCCACUCGAAUCAGCUCCCGUCUAUGAGGCUGUAUCAUAUGCUUGCGACACUCUCGAAUUGAGUGACACACUCAACGUUCUGUCGUGUCCUGGCGCAAACUUGGAGCCUGAACCACAAAUCUUACCGAUAACUCAAUGUCUUUCAUCCCUUCUCCGCUCUCUUCGCCAUACCACCGAGCCGCGAACAAUCUGGCUCGAUGCAGUCAGCAUCAACCCAAGAAAUAUUGCUGAGAAAAACUCUCAUGUGCUACGAAUGCGACAUAUGUACUCCCAGGCCCGACGCGUCAUUCUCUGGUUAGGACUGGCCUCAGAUGAUGGAAGCACUGAUCGAGCCUUUACGUUCCUCAAAAGGAUGGCGAUGCACAAAAAAUGGGCUGACCGAGGCCACUAUAUGGGGAGCAGAAGGCUGGGGUCUGAUACUAGCUCCGAAUGUGGUAUCGGAAUGUGUCAAGGCGAGUCAGACAAUGAGUCAGAAGAGGAGGAUUCAGGAGAUGCCGACGAAGGAUACGGCAGUGACUCAACUGCCGAUGUUGCUUCCGAGGAUAGUGAUACUAACGGAGAUGAGACUGCUGAUUCUCCCCAGUUCUCCUCGCAUGAGAAUAUAGCGACCUAUUUGGAUGAAGUUGAAAUGGAUGACACCCCACAUAACGCAUUUUACCAGUUUUGGAGACGGGUUCAAGCGUCCUUGGACAGGAUGAAAGACUUUGCUUACCGUCGAUAUCAUCACUAUUUUGUUCUGGGAUGGUGGAACCCACUGUUUCGUUGGAGAAUCAGUAAAGCCUGGGACAGUUGCAUUGAUGCCUGGGCUCUAAACGCAACCAGAGUCGGGCACAUCGCCUUUGGUAGGCCAAUUCUCUAUGAGAAUGAUAUGGGAGACUUUUUCGUUAGCCGAUAUGCUGAUGACUGGGCUGCCGUCGACCGACUUCUUCUACGUCCUUGGUGGAGUCGGGUAUGGGUAGUGCCAGAAGUCUGGAGUGCUAGCGAUGCAACGAUACUUCAAUGCGGGCCACACAAAAUGAAGUGGAAAACAUUUCAAAAGGCAUUACCAUAUGAGGAGACAUGGGAUGAUAUACAGAGCGUUAUGACCGAUAAUGAAGGCUUCAGGCUCGACAUAUGGCCACAAUUGAAGAAGCGUUACAAGUUGGCUUUGCAUCUGAGUAAGAAGAGGUUACUGAGUGGGAAUCUAUCAGAUCUUCUAUGGAAUACGUGGGAUCGGGAGGCUGUUGACCCACGGGAUAAGGUUUUCGCUAUAUCAAGCCUUGUUGGCAAGAAUGAAGGCCUCACGCCUCCUGAUUACCACAAAACCACAAGACAGGUCUUCUGUGAAACGGCUAGAGACAUCAUUCUGACCGAAGGUAAUCUUGAUAUCCUUUUAGCAGCUGGUGGGCCAAAAGACCCAUGCAAUGGCGGCACAUUGCCAUCCUGGGUUCCAGACUGGCGCUCAAAGGCCCUUGACAGAAGACCACAUCAUCUCGUCGACAGGUCACGGUUGAGGUCUCUACUGUUCACACACUCAGUCAUAUCAAUCAUCGUCAACGGGCACGGUUACACGGCAUGUGGACAAGAAAGCAAAGUGGCACGGUUUGGGCCUGACCUUUCUACAUUGCAAGUUCAUGCCGUAGUGAUGGAUGAGGUUGGGUUAUUUGGAACGUCUCAAGAGCAUGAGAUAGUCGAGCUUGGGCCAGUAGUUGAAGACGCUUGCACCGUUGCCAAAGCGACUUUUGAGCAAGUUAUACCCUCAUGGUGUAAUGGUUAUGUCGUGGAUGAUUUACCAGCGUUGGUCAGAACAGUUAUGAUGGGGGGCUCACGGGGUGAAAAAACAGAAGAGGAGGUCAUCAGCAAUACAAUGCCACUGCGGCGAUUCUUCACUACAAAAGCGGAAAAACGACUAUGCAUCGGCCCCGCUUUGUCUAACAAGGGUGACAAAAUUUGUAUCAUUGCUGGUUGCAAUUUUCCUUUGGUUCUUCGACAGAUAAGGGAUGAAAAAGGUCAAGAUUCUGCAUUUCAACUGAUUGGGGAGGCUUAUGUCCACGGUAUCAUGAAUGGGGAGGCAAUUGCUGCCCUCAAGAGAAGAACAUGGUGGGAGAAGCUCGCCUGGUGGCGUAGGCCAAAGGAUGUGAACUGGGAAACAAUAACUAUUUACUAA
This is a messenger RNA of Colletotrichum truncatum, 2247 nucleotides long. RefSeq names its product heterokaryon incompatibility protein. NCBI's taxonomy places the organism in Eukaryota, Fungi, Ascomycota, Sordariomycetes, Glomerellales, Glomerellaceae. The record is from RefSeq and is a predicted model, not a curated record.